CCCCGAUCCUGCUAGCUGAGGCACAUGCACGCCAAUCACAGAUUCACGGCAGCAAUGGACGGAGCGGAUCGAUCGAGCAUGGUGGUGUGCGUGACCGGGGCCGGAGGCUUCAUUGGGUCGUCGCUCGUCAAGGAGCUGCUCCAGCGUGGCUAUGCCGUGAGGGGAACCGCGAGGAACCCUGAGGACCGUAAAAAUGCUCAUCUGCACUCGCUGGAUGGGGCCAAAGAACGGCUCUCUCUGCACCGUGCAGACGUGCUGGACUACAAGUCGCUCUGUGCUGCGUUCAGCUUAUGCAGUGGCGUCUUCCAUGUCGCCUCUCCGGUUUCAGAUAAUGAUCCGGAACUCAUGGCGGUUGCUAUCGAGGGAACGAAGAAUGUCAUCAACGCUGCGGCAGACAAGGGAGUGCAGCGCGUGGUGUUCACUUCAUCCUACGGUGCUGUCCAUAUGAACCCUAACAGGAGUCCUGAUCAGGUCUUGGACGAGAGUUGCUGGAGUGACCUUGAAUUCUGCUUAAAAACAAAGAACUUGUACUGCUACGCGAAGACGGUUGCUGAGAGAACAGCAAUGGAGGAGGCAUCAAAGAGAGGGAUACAGCUGGUGGUUGUCGUCCCAUCGUUGACGCUAGGUGAAAUGCUGCAGCCGACGCUGAACUUGGGCAUACAACUGCUCAUCGUCUCCUACAUGAAGGGCGCCAAGAAGACGUAUGCGAACACUGUUUCUGGAUACGUCGAUGUGCAGGAUGUGGCGCGUGCCCAUGUGUUGGUGUACGAGACCCCCACUGCGCGUGGACGCUAUCUCUGCAUUGGCGAUGUGAUGCACCGGUCGGAGUUUAUUCGAAUGAUGAGAGAGCUCUUCCCACAGUAUCCAAUCACUACUAAGUGUAAGGAUGGCAAUGCGGCAAGGGUCAAACCAUACAAGUUCUCCACACAACGGCUGCAGGCUCUGGGCAUGAAGUUCACUCCUCUGAAAGAAACUUUACACAGGACAGUUCUGUGCCUACAAGCCCAAGGUCAUAUUCCAGUGCUCUCGCACAAGUCAGCCUUGUAAGGGCGCAUGUCUAUCAAGGUGGAGGAAUAAGGCGGUCGCGAAAAAGGUGGAGGAAUAAGGGAUUUCAUAUUCGAUGGAAUCCAUAUCUUAAUAUGUGUACUUGAAUAAACUUUCUAUGAGGGUUUGCUAGACUGAAUAAUUUCUUGAAUACUUCACAAAUUCAGCACUACAAAUUUAGGCUUGACAGUUCUCUCUCUGUCAGCAUCUUUUGCA
Molecule: messenger RNA, 1260 nt
Organism: Setaria italica (foxtail millet)
Lineage: Eukaryota; Viridiplantae; Streptophyta; Magnoliopsida; Poales; Poaceae
Product: cinnamoyl-CoA reductase 1
Exons: 5
Coding region: 25-1047 (340 amino acids)
Molecular function (GO): oxidoreductase activity, acting on the CH-OH group of donors, NAD or NADP as acceptor
Source: RefSeq, a predicted model, not a curated record